Vidua chalybeata is the source of this 7984-nucleotide messenger RNA. It is a transcript of the gene PHKA2, whose product is annotated as phosphorylase kinase regulatory subunit alpha 2. Gene Ontology annotation, biological process: glycogen metabolic process. The transcript has 32 exons. Bases 109 to 3774 code for a protein of 1221 amino acids. Gene Ontology annotation, cellular component: phosphorylase kinase complex. NCBI's taxonomy places the organism in Eukaryota, Metazoa, Chordata, Aves, Passeriformes, Viduidae. The record is from RefSeq and is a predicted model, not a curated record. Gene Ontology annotation, molecular function: calmodulin binding.
CCCGCCCCGCCCCGCUCCGCCGUGAGGGCGGGGAAAGGCCGCCGCCAUCUCCGGGUACCGCCGCCCGGGCAGCCGGCUGGGCCGGGCAGCCGGGCACGCCGUGGGGCCAUGAGGAGCCGCAGCAACUCGGGGGUGCGCCUGGACGGCUAUGCCCGCCUGGUCCAGCGGACCAUCCUCUGCCACCAGAACCCAGUGACGGGGCUGCUUUCAGCUGGGGCGGACCAUAAGGAUGCCUGGGUGCGGGACAACAUCUACAGCAUCCUGGCCGUGUGGGGGCUGGGAAUGGCGUAUCGGAAGAAUGCGGACCGGGAUGAGGAUAAAGCCAAAGCCUACGAGCUCGAGCAGAACGUUGUGAAGCUGAUGCGGGGACUCUUGCAGUGCAUGAUGAGACAGGUAGAUAAGGUAGAGAAGUUCAAACGCACUCAGAGUACCAAAGACUGCCUCCAUGCCAAGUAUAACUCUGCAACUUGUGCCACAGUGGUUGGGGAUGACCAGUGGGGGCAUCUACAAGUGGAUGCAACUUCCCUCUAUCUGCUCUUCUUGGCACAGAUGACUGCAUCAGGGCUACGUAUUAUCUUCACCCUUGAUGAAGUUACCUUUAUCCAGAAUCUUGUUUUUUACAUAGAAGCUGCCUACAAAGUUGCUGAUUAUGGAAUUUGGGAACGUGGUGAUAAGACAAACCAAGGAAUUCCUGAACUGAACGCGAGCUCCGUAGGGAUGGCCAAAGCUGCUUUGGAAGCAAUUGAUGAACUAGAUCUUUUUGGAGCUCAUGGAGGACACAAAUCAGUGAUUCAUGUUCUUCCUGAUGAAGUGGAACACUGCCAGUCUAUUCUGUAUUCCAUGUUGCCAAGGGCAUCCACGUCGAAGGAGAUAGAUGCUGGCCUUCUGUCUAUUAUUUCUUACCCAGCUUUUGCAGUGGAGGAUGUAAACCUUGUUAAUGUGACCAAGAGUGAAAUCAUAUCCAAAUUGCAGGGCCGCUAUGGCUGCUGUCGCUUUCUCCGAGAUGGUUACAAGACUCCCAGAGAGGAUCCAAGCAGGCUGCACUAUGAUCCUGCUGAGCUCAAGCUCUUUGAGAAUAUUGAAUGUGAGUGGCCAGUAUUCUGGACAUACUUCCUAAUUGAUGGAAUAUUUAAUGAGGACAAGAUCCAGGUACAAGAGUACAGAGAGGCUCUGGAAGGAAUACUUAUAAGAGAGAAGAAUGGAUUAGUGCUAAUGCCUGAACUGUAUGCAGUCCCUCCAGAAAAGGUGGACGAGGAGUAUGAAAAUCCUCACUCGGUGGAUCGUGUUCCAAUGGGAAAGUUGCCCCAUCUUUGGGGCCAAUCAUUGUAUGUCCUGAGCUGCCUGUUAGCAGAGGGAUUUCUUGCUGCAGGUGAAAUUGAUCCAUUAAACAGGAGAUUUUCCACAGGAUUUAAACCUGAUGUUGUGGUACAAGUGACUGUUUUGGCAGAAUCUAAUCAAAUUAAGAAUCUGUUGCAAGACCAUGGAAUCAGUGUUCAGAGCAUUGCUGAUAUCCAUCCACUCAGGGUGCAGCCAGCUCGCAUCCUCAGCAACCUCUACACCAUGCUGGGCCGGAACAAGAACAUGAAAUUAAGUGGCCGACCACACCGACACAUAGGAGUGUUGGGCACCUCCAAGCUCUACGUGAUAAGAAAUCAAAUAUUUGCUUUUACCCCUCAGUUUACUGACCAGCAUCACUUCUACCUGGCUCUAGACAAUCAGAUGAUUGUAGAGAUGCUCAAGACAGAGCUCGCUUACCUCACUUCUUGCUGGAGGAUGACAGGGAGACCAACCUUGACAUUUCCCAUCACCCACACAAUGCUUGUUGAUGAUGGUACUGACAUUCAUCCAGCAGUUCUUGCCACAAUAAGAAAAUUAGAAGAUGGUUAUUUUGGAGGUGCAAGGGUGAAGAUAGGCAAGCUAUCAGAAUUUCUUACUACUUCUUUUCAUACCUAUCUGAGCUUCCUGGAUCCAGAUUGUGACCUAAAACUGUUUGAUGACCGUAAUGACAACUGUAAUAGCCCUGACAGUGAAUAUGGAGACUACCCAGCAGAUUUCUGUGAAAAAGAUAGCCAGGAUGAGCUGGAUCAGUAUAUAAAUGAUGUCCUGCAGAGCACAGCCCUGAAGUCAUACCUGCCUCCAACUUCAAAGACAACGAGUGAACCACCUGUGUUCAGUGCAAACAAUUCCACAGAAGAGAUACUGUCAAUAAUGGCCAAGACAAAGGGCUUGGAAGUUCCAGCCGUGUCUAUGUCUCUUCCCACUAAAGUUCUGAACACACACCGAAAGUCUCUGAAUCUUGUUGAUAAUCCUCAUUUCUUUGGGACAAAGGACCAUGAAAAUGUUUUGCACUUACCUAAAGAUGCUCAUGGUGAUUUGGAUUGCAGGAAGCUUGUUGACCAGCUGAAGGAAUGUCCAACACUCCAUGAUCAAGCAGAUAUCUUGUAUAUCUUGCAUAUACUCAAAGGUGCUGACUGGGACACAGAGCUGGAUGGACAGUAUGGUGUCACUGUUCACUGCCUCCUCAAUGAGCUCUACAGAAAGGCAGGCCUCAAUCAGGAAUGGGGCUUAAUCCGUUACAUUUCUGGCAUACUCAAAAAGAGACUUGAAGUCCUGGCUGAGGCAUGCACAGACCUUCUGUCACACCACAAGCAACUUACAGUGGGCCUACCACCAGAACCCCGUGAGAAAAUCAUUACCACCCCACUGCCCCCUGAGGAGCUCACAGAUCUCAUUUACGAAGCCAGUGGCCAAGACAUCAGUAUUGCAGUCCUGACACAGGAGAUAAUUAUGUACUUGGCGAUGUACGUCCGGUCACAGCCCAGUCUUUUUGUGGAGAUGCUCAGGCUCCGCAUUGGUCUGAUAAUCCAGGUGAUGGCCACUGAGCUGGCACGAAGUCUGAAAUGCUCAGGUGAAGAAGCUUCAGAGAGCUUGAUGAAUCUAAGCCCCUUUGAUAUGAAAAGUCUCCUGCAUCAUAUUCUCAGUGGGAAAGAGUUUGGAGUGGAAAGAAGCUUGCGACCUGUAGAUUCUUCUUCAUCCAGCCCUGCAAUUUCUAUUCAUGAGAUGGGGCAUUCUGGAGCAACCAAAACAGAAAGAAGUGGUAUUACUAAAUUGAAGAGUGAGAUGAAGCAGUUCUUUCAUGAGGGUCACUCCAUGUCCAGCAGCAUGUUUGCUUCUACGAGGGGCAGUACUCCAUCCUCUCCCACCAGUACUUCUCCGAGUGGCUCCAGUGGAGACAUGAGCUGGGGCGACAGAAAAGGGCAGUGGCUGCGCAGAAGGAGGCUUGAUGGUGCUAUUAACAGAGUUCCCGUUGGCUUUUAUGAGAAAGUGUGGAAAAUCCUUCAGAAGUGCCAUGGUCUGUCCAUUGAUGGGUAUGUCCUUCCUUCUUCAACCACCAGAGAGAUGACCCCGUGCGAAAUCAAGUUUGCAGUGCACGUGGAGUCAGUGCUGAACCACGUCCCCCAGCCCGAGUACAGGCAGCUCCUGGUGGAAGCUAUUCUCGUCCUGACGUUCCUCUCUGACAUCGAGGUGAACAGCAUCGGGGGCAUCAUCCACGUGGACAGAAUCGUGCACAUGGCCAAUGACCUGUUUCUGCAGGAGCUGAAAUCAUUUGGAGCUACUGGUAGUAUCUUGGAGAAAGACACAGCCACAGGAAUUUGCCACUUUUUUUAUGAUAGUGCUCCCAGUGGAGCCUAUGGCACCAUGACUUACCUAACAAAAGCCAUAAUUAUUUAUUUACACGAUUUCCUGCCCAGCACAGGCUGUGCAAUGCAGUAAGUGAUGCCUCACAUGGUAGGAAAGGCUCCGAGGCUCUUCCUCCCCAGUUCCCUGUCAUGAACACCUUGGUUGCUGCCUCUGUGUGUGCCAUGCACUCACUCAGCAUUUGGCACUGCUGGAGAUGCUCUGUGCACAUCUACUGCUGGGGACAGGGAGCCGGAAUUUGGCCUGGUUUUAGAAGAGUGUGUGAGAAAUAACAAAUAAUGAGGGUUAUUCUGCCCAAAGUGCAUAAAUGUAAUUCAUAUUAAAUUAGCAAGAAUUAUACAGUUCUGCCAAGGGGGAAACAGAUUACUCUGUGGAGAUCAAAAGGCAUAAUAAAACAAGGGAGCUGCAUCUUGGGCACAGAGUCUCACAAAUAAGGGAAGUGAUGGAAUUCAUUAAUUUUUCUCCUGUUGUGUGUAAAUGUACAUCGUUGUGAAUCACUAAUGCACAGUAUGAAACAUCCAGGGAAAUUGAAAUUAGAGGAGUAAGAAUUACUUGAAAUGAUGUGGUGAUAUUUCUAAUACACUUUUAUCCUGAUUCUCUACUCAUUUGCACCUAGUCAGUGCAGGGCUAAUGCCAGUAGGGACAAACAUCUUACAGUAUCCACUAAUUUGGGAGGAUGGCCUCUGUCAGGAAGCCGCAUCUGUCUUUAAUCUGAAUAGCUUCCUUCCCUGCAUCCCCAAGACUUUGGAGGCAAAAUCUCAAGACUCCAGCUUCUCCAGUGUGACAGACAGUUUUAUGCCUGUAAUCCUUUCCUCUGAAUGGAGCAAGAUAAACCUCAUCCACUUGAGCACCAUUUCCAAGUCUCCUGAUCAUUUCCCUUGCAAACAGCCUCAGAGUUAAGAAUGGCAUAAUUGUGCCUUUUCCAGUGUAGCAUGAGUUUAUGGAAGGCUUUGAUGUUUCUCUUUAGUUUUUUUUUCUUUUCUCUUCUUUUUAUUUCCUUUUCAAUUUUUUCUUUUUCUUCUUUUUAGUUUGAAGUCAUACUGGUCUCAUGUAAUUAGGGGUUGGGCUGCCUGGAAGUCUUCCUGCAGACAGUUCCCAGGUUAAUGCUGUCAGUUGGAGGCUCUGAUGUGCUGCAGGGAGUAGAUGCAUCCUGCAUGGAAAUGACUCCAUGGCCAUUUAAACUGAAAACAGUUUGGCAGCCUCUGGAGAGGAAAACUAUGUCUUACCCCAGGCACUGGCUGUGGUUUUCCUUGUGCCUGUGCUGCUGGCUUUGCCACCAGCCACAUGUCAGCAUCUGACUAACAGCUUAGGAAAGUGGUAGUAACUUCAGCAUCCCAUGGCCACAAACAGGCUCCCUCAGUAGCACUGCUGCUAUGUGAGCAGAAAGGAUCAGAGUAAUUCUGUCUUGCCAGGUAGAGGUGAAAAGAGCAGAUAGGCCUGUAAAAAUAAGUACUUUCUGAGCUAUAUAAGCCUGACAGCCUGCCUGCUGUCCCUCUACACAGUCACUGCUCUAUAGCAGUAUCUGGGAUCUGACUCAAGAGAGUGUACGUGUAGGAGGCCUUAGUGUGAGGUGAUUUAAUGUUUUUUUCAGAGACCAGAGGAGUUUGGUAGUCCAGAGGACCAGGAGCCCUGUUACCCACCAUGGGAACCAUGGGCCUGUGCAGGGGCCAGUAUAAAGUGACAGCUCAGAUACAAUUAGCACUUGGGUGUGGAAGUUAUUUUAUUGGCGUGGUGCCUGUUUUGUAAGGGUUUGCCUUUGUUAUGGUUUGGUGUGGGUUUUUUAAACUUUUCAUGUGUAUUAUGAGAGCUCACUUGGCUUGUUUCCCAGUGAAAGGAAGUAAAAUCCUUUGUCUAGUUUAAGCAGAUGUGAUAGUGCAGAGCAUAAGCACAACAAGAGCAUGGUGAUGGUUUUUUUAUUCUACUCAGUAUCAUACAAAAAGUAGUAGCAGUUAUUUUUGCUUUUCUUCUUGAAUCCUAGAUUGAGAGAGAUGCAAGAUGACUUUUUGCUUAGACUUCUAAUUUUUUUUUUUUUUACCUACUGUGUGAAUUUCUUUUCAGAAACAAGAAGGCUGAUGUUGGUUUUCCAUGCAGCUGCAUUGAAGUCUAAAGCAAUGAAAUGUAUGGCCUAACAUACCUGGACACCCUUUAAGACUUCUUUGUUUUUAAAUGGGAGUGUCAUUGGUGUCUUUACUAUCAAAUUCACAGUAUGACCUAGGUUAUGGUAUAUUCAUGACGAUCACGAUGAAUUACCACGUGGAAUGCAGGCAAUUGGAAAGUGUUUAUGUGGUAAUUUGAAGAGUUUAGGUAUCUAUCUGGUGGUGAAGAGUGGUACUCAAAGACAAGGCCAGUGGAAAGCAAACUUGUGUUACUUGCAGGGUCAGGCACAGCUGCACCUUGCUGCUGUGUUACUGCUCAGAGCAAAGAACCAUUGCAACUGGAGAGUGCCUUGCAGUGCAAACCCAUUUAUGUAAAUAAGGUUUUACACAGACCCCCUGCUUUGCUGAGGAGCCCCUGUGUGUGUGAGGCUGCUGCAAAGCAGAGCUGGCACUGGCAGUGGCCAGGGUGUGCUCCCACAUAAAAUGCAGGACGACUUUGCAGUUUGUGCAGGGCUGAGCUAAUUGCCAGAGACUCUCCAUGGUUGUGCAGCUUCCCUCGGGAGCCAGCAGAGGAUGGCACUGCCAGCUCCCAAUCCCUGGAAACUCAUUUAUGGAAAGAAGGCAAAGGUGAACAGACCUGUCCUGUGCCUCAGAAAAAAAGGGCAUUAGUGAAUUAAAACAGAUUCACCUGAGAGCUGCUCAUGCCAGCCUGAUGGGCCCUGCUGCCCCCAAGCAGUUUGCAGCUGUGGCAUCAGGAGCCCCCACACAGUGCUGGGGGCAGCUGGGUGUGCCUGGAGACAGGCAUGGGGCUGGGGGGAGGAGCUGGCAGGAUAAGGACCUGUGUCCAGCUAAGAGCUCAUGCCACAUGCUGGCCCCAGCCCAGCUCCCCAGCCCAGUGUCCCCCCUGCUCACACUGUUGCCUUCCCUCUGCUGUGACAGGGACGUGGGUUUGUCAGACUAGACAGAUCAAAAGUGCCACUGAUCUCCCUCCGCUGCUGGUCCCACAGGUAACUGUGAAAACUGAAUGGGUGGAGUACAAAGUUUGUCUGGCUUCUCUCCUGCUAACUGUAGUCUCCUUUCUCAGGGAAAGAGUCCCGCUUGUUCCUGGAAGGUGCAGGUGAGCCACACAGUCCUUGGCUGCCCUGCAAAAGGGCAGCCACUUUCUGUGGGGUAGUGAAACACCUGGCCUGCCACAUGUGGACAUGGGACACUGCAGGAAUAUGUCACCCCUCUGGCAGUAGCCAGGGCCUUGAGUGAAGGGGAGCUUGAGUCAGUCCAAGUCCAACCUUGGGCACUUUUUGGAGUGGUCAGCAGGCAGGAGCAGAGUUGCCCAGAAAGCAGGAGAGAGAGGUUACCAGUGGUGGCACCUGUAGCUGUAGGGUGAGAGCUUGGCACUCUGCAGGCUGAUUCAAGUGCUGCUUAAAGGACCACUCACAUCUAGAAUAUUAAGUAGCUGCUGCAUAGAAUCAUGACUGAAAAGGGAUUGAGGAUGUGGGUUAUAGAAUCAGUUUGGAUUUAAGUACAAGCAGCAGGGCUUUUUCCCACUCACAGUUUCAGUCUCAUGUGGCAUUUAUUCCCAGCAUUAGAUGUUUCACAGUUAUUCCCCCUGCCACCCCCCUUCUGUCAGGGGCCAGAGGGCUCUUUGUGCCAUCAGCAGCUGACAGGACAGGCUUUCUUUUUUGGCUCAAUGAUUGAGCUCCUCUCAUACCUCAGUCCUGCAUCCCCAAAAGGCUCUCCCUGCCUGCUGAGUGAAGCUGUGCUAUGACUGUACCUUGGCAUCCCCUCUUAGGAAGUGAUCUCUCGAGGCCAGUCCCCUUCAUGCCAGGUUCAGGAGUGUGUCCUUUGUGGGGGACAUCUACACUGGAAGCUGCCAGCCAUCCUUCAGAGCUCCUGUGUCUCAUUGUACAGCCUAGCUUUGUCCUCUUUACUGGGGCAGGUGCAAAAGGGGGACUCCAGAGCUGCAGUGUCCAGUUCCACCUUGCACUUCACACCCACCACAUGGAAGCCAACAGUGGGAAGCAAGAUCCCACCACACACAGAGAUGUUUGGUCAUUGUAAGUGGAGCCUUUUUUGUAAAUCCACUGGAAUACGGUGGGACUGAUCAUCACAGUGCAUAGAUCAGAAUAACUGCAUGCUAAAAAUAUACAUUAUGUAUUACCAAUGCCAUUAAAGUUUCACUGUAAAUUUUG